GUAGCUGGGAUCAUUGCUUCUUUGUAACUGAGAGCUCUAGACAUAAAGGAGAGGUCUAAAGCAAGCGAAUUCGGCUUCUGACCAGGCGGCGGAGCCCCUCGCAUGAAGGCGACGGGUCUGCCCAGCUUGCCCGCCCGGGCUCUGGGCGCGGCGGGUUGCUCGACAUCGCCUCGACCAGCGGCCCUGGGAUGGUCCUCCCGGGGGUGCGCCUCUGGGCGGCGGAGAGCAUGCGCGCGUGUGCACGUGGCUGAUGCUGAGGCUGUGGCAAGCGGUGUUGCCGCCACGGAGGCGGCCGCGGCCGUGCCGGCGCUGCCGGCCCGCGCCACGGCGGUGGUCGCCCCCCUGCCGGAGAAGAACUACGGCAGCCUGCGCGGCGGCCGCUGGCCCUUCCUGUACGACAACGUGUACGGCCUGCCGGUGGUACGGCAGGUGGCGAGCUACGGCGAGGUGCUGGAGGGCAUCAGGACGGGCCGCAUCAGCCAGGUGCUGUGGUUCCAGGCGCCCCGCGCAGUCACCGCCUCCGCCGCCGCGCCGCCGCCGGGUCUGGGCGGGCCGCAGCAGCCGCAGCCGCCGCCGCUGGCCAGCCCCGACGGCCGCUGCCUGGUCCGGUUCGCCAACGGCCAGGUCAAGCAGGCGGUGAUCCCCCCCGGAGAGCCGCGCAUCUCCCAGGCGCUGCAGCAGUACGGCACGGCUGUGUCGUACAUCCCGCUGGAGCCGCGCUACAUGCCAGAGCUGGCGGCCAUGCGGGCCCGGGGGGCCCAGGAGGCGGUGCUGGGGGAGGUGGACACGGGCGCCGUGGCCACACCCGUGGAGCUGCCCGAGGACGAGCGACGCGGCGCGGCGGUUGGGCCAACCGCCUUCGAGGCGGUUGCCGCGUACGGCAGCCCGGAGCAGUUGGCGGCGGCGCUGGACGACAACUACCAGGCGGCGGCGGGUCAGGUGGCGGCGCUGCUGGCGGAGCGGGAGGCCUGGGUGGCGGAGCAGGAGGCGCUGGAGGCGGCGGCGCGCGCCGAGCGCUCCAUGUCGGACCGCGCCGGCGGCGGCGGCGGCGGCGGCGGUACGGCGCUCGUCCCGUCGGGCGGUUUUAGCGUCGGCGCCUGGCUGGACUCGAUCCAGCUGACUAAUGAGCAGCAGGCCAUGGUUUUAAAAUACGUGCCCAUCCUGGGUCCCAUCCUGGGCAGCGGUUUUAUUAUUGGGCUGUACCUGCUGGCUCGGCUGGUCAAGGGUGACCUGACGGACCGGCUCAAGAUGAUGGACAGCGAGGCAGACAAGAAGAAGAAGACGGCGCUCAAGGAGGCGCGCAUCGCCUUCUUGGAGGAGGAGGUGCCGGGCCUGGUGGCCAAGGGGGCCAGCCUGGGUGCGUGGCGUGUGUGUGUUUUGGGGGUGGGGGUUGGAGGGGGUGACGAGGAGGGGCCUGGUGGCCAAGGGGGCCAGCCUGGGUGAGGGGGUGGAGAGAGAGCACCCGGUGAGUGUUGGGAAGUAUGGGUGCGUGUUUGGAGGGUUAUGGGAUGUGGAGGGGUGG
This is a messenger RNA of Chlamydomonas reinhardtii, 1522 nucleotides long. RefSeq lists its product as uncharacterized. Bases 103 to 1443 code for a protein of 446 amino acids. The transcript has 13 exons. Lineage: Eukaryota; Viridiplantae; Chlorophyta; Chlorophyceae; Chlamydomonadales; Chlamydomonadaceae. The record is from RefSeq and is a predicted model, not a curated record.